Haemonchus placei is the source of this 1308-nucleotide messenger RNA. The record is from the annotation of a GenBank genome assembly. NCBI's taxonomy places the organism in Eukaryota, Metazoa, Nematoda, Chromadorea, Rhabditida, Trichostrongylidae.
AUGGUGUUGGCCGCUCCACCGUCAAGUUCACAGCGGCUCAGCAAUGCUGUCGAGACCGGUAUUCUGGAGAAAUCGGCCAACCUCCUUCCCAGCAUGAGACUCGAAGAGCUGGUGACGUUGAUGUUGGUCGUGACAGCGGUGUUCUUCAAAAACCUUCCUCUUGGGGUCGUUUUGGGGCUCGUACUAUCCCUGUACAUAGCUAUUGUCUACGGCGAUUUCAUUUAUCGUUCCUAUCUAACCCUUAACCGUGACGUCAGCGGCCUAUAUUUGAUAUUAGACCUCAAGUUCGAUUUAUGGAAGAAACUACGAGAAAAUCGUGGCCUCCAUGAGAUCUUUCUGGACGUCGUUAAACGAAAUAGCCAAAAAACAGCUAUGAUCGACAUUGAAACCGGUCGCUCCUUCACCUUUGAGACGUUCAACAAGGAAUGCAAUCGAUACGCGAACUUCUUCCAGGAGCAAGGUUUCCGUGCCGGGGAUGUGGUGGCACUCUUCAUGGAGAAUUCUGUAGACUUUGUUGCGGCAUGGGUGGGCCUCUCCAAACUCGGCGUCGCUACGGCUUGGAUUAACUGUAACCUGAAGAGAGAGCCACUGGCCCAUUGUAUUCAAACGAGCCGCGCCAAGGCCAUCAUCACCACCCGACUACUUCAACCUGUACUCGAAGAUAGUAUUACCGAUAAACUGCUCGAUUGUGAUGGAAUGACUUUGUAUAUAAUUGGUCAAUCCGAGAAGAAUUCUCAAUUCAUUCCUCUCACUGAAAAACUCACUACUCAGCCAACAAGUGAGCCAAAACGGUUGGACGUGAUUGACUUCAAAAGUGUUUUAUGUUUUAUUUACACGAGUGGUACAACAGGAAUGCCAAAAGCGGCUGUUAUGAAACAUUACCGCUAUUACUCGAUGGUAGUUGGCGCAGCCAAAUCGUUCGGUGUAUAUCCGUCGGACAGGAUCUAUGUGUCCAUGCCUAUUUAUCACACCGCUGCAGGAGUAGGUCAAACGAUAAUUCGUGGAUCGUGUUGUGUGAUUCGUAAGCGAUUUUCGGCAAGCAACUUCUGGAAAGACUGUGUGAAGUAUCAGUGUACGAAAGGCAGUUUUGCAGUAGAUAUUUUAAAACAGCAUGUCUGCGUUAUCCUUCACCUUCAUGUCAAGAGGUACGAGGAGGGGUUACUCUUAGUUCAUAGCGUGGGCUGCAAACAUGGCUAUUUUCACGAACAAAGACGGAGCGGUCACCCGAUAGCUUGGAUGAUUGGUCCCCGAGCUCAAGGGCCCGUGUUCCCCGGUCUCAUUGCCAGCUUAACGGCACAGUUCAGAUAA